Messenger RNA from Onthophagus taurus, 1545 nucleotides. Its product is annotated as protein AATF. Lineage: Eukaryota; Metazoa; Arthropoda; Insecta; Coleoptera; Scarabaeidae. Gene Ontology annotation, cellular component: nucleolus; nucleus. Gene Ontology annotation, biological process: regulation of transcription by RNA polymerase II. The record is from RefSeq and is a predicted model, not a curated record.
UCAUACUUCACACGUGUUAUAAAUUGACACAAAGUUUUUUGAGGUUAUAUUUUCCACGAUUUAUUUAAAAAUCAACGAUAAUGAAUAAAAGCCAAUCUUUAGCCGAUAGAAUAUCGACUCUGUUAAGUACUACACCAGCGUCUUUUGACCCGGAAGAUGAAAUUAACGAAGAAACCGCGAAAGUCACAGAGGGGGCUCUUGAAGAUGAUGAUGAUACAGAGGAUGUUAUUUUAAGUCGCUUUCGUAAGAAAAACGUUGAAAUUCUUGAAGAUGUAGAUGCAAAAUAUUCCGGGAAGAAAGGAAAUCGUAAGAACUUUAAAGAAUCUGAUGAAGAAUUUGAUACAGAAAGUGAAAUCGGACAUGAUUCAGGAAGUGGUGAUGAUGAUGUUGAUGAAGAAGAAGAUAGUGGUGAAAAUGAUGAAAAUGAAGAAGAUUAUAAUAGUGAUGAUGGUGAGGAUGAUAAAGAUGAAAGUGAGGAUGAAGAAGGAAUAAGUAUUGAUGGUGAUGAUCAUAAUUUUAAACAUAUUAAAGAAGAAAAUGUUUCGGGGCAAUUAAAAAAGGGUUUGUGCAUAAGAACUCAAUUAAAUAUUUGGGAAAAUUUAUUAGAAAUGAGAAUACAAAUGCAAAAAUGUCUUGUAGCUUCAAAUAAAAUGCCACAAAAAGAAACUUAUAAUCAAAUUCUUGAACAUACAGAUUUUAAGAAAAAAGUAAAUGAAACUAAAAACUCAUUAAGUAAUACUUUAAAUAAAUUAUUAGAGUUACAAAGUUUAGUUUGGAAAAAAUAUCCUGAUACGAAAAAUUUAUUGAAACCUGCAAAAAGUGCAUCAAAAUCAGAGGAAAGUGAUGAAGAAAUUCCAAGUGAUUCUGAUGUUGAAUCAGACACUAAUGAAAGUGAAGAUGAAAUUAAACCCCCUAAAAAACGAGUUAAACUAUUAGAUUAUGAAAAAAUUCUUGAUGAAAGACAUAAAAAUUAUCAAGAUUAUCGUAACUCAACAAUUCAAAAAUGGAAUGAUAAAACCAUAAUUGGAUCAAAAUCGGAUUUACAACACUCAGUUUUAAAUCAAAUUAAUCAUAUUUUAACAGACAGAUCAAGAUUAAUUAAGCGAACUCAAACCAAACGAUCUAAUUAUGAAAUAAUAGGAGAAAAAGAUUCAGAACAAACUGAAAAUGAAAAAUCUGAUGAAGAAAAACAGCAAGAAUUGAAUCCAGAAAUUUUUGAUGAUGAUGAUUUUUACCAUCAACUUUUAAGGGAACUUAUUGAAGUGAAAUCGGCUGAUUUAACUGAUCCCGUACAAUUAGGGCGACAAUGGAUUCAGUUGCAAAAUUUAAGGAGUAAAAUGAAACGAAAGAUCGAUACAAGAGCUACAAAAGGGAGGAAAAUAAGAUAUACAGUUCAUUCGAAAUUAGUUAAUUUUAUGGCUCCUAUUGAUGAAGGAAGUUACACAGAAGAAGCUAAAGUUGAAUUAUUUAGUUCUAUUUGUGGUAAAAAUGAAAUUGUACAUAAAAGUUAAGGUGUUUAUGAGAAUAAAUUAAUUCACGAAAUGA